AUGUGCCAAACUAACACUCUGAAGGCUUCUUGUAACUGAAAAUUAGAAGAGACCUAAACACGCUCAACAAUGAAGAUCCAAGUAAUAUUUUUGCUGUUGGGUACCAUUGUGAUCUGCUUGGCCACUCAUGGUUUCUGUAUAGGGCCCAUAACAAACUCAAGGUGCAAAUGUGUGAAAGUCAUCUCGAGCUUCAUUCAUCCGAGAAGAUAUCAACAAAUCAGCAUCUUUCACCAGGGGUCCUACUGCAGAAAAGUAGAAAUUGUGAUUACCUUGAAGCAUGGGAAAAAGGUCUGCGUCAAUCCCGAAGCUCGAUGGGUCAAUAGAGUUGUUUCCUUCCUCAAUAAACGAGCAGAAAGAUCUAAUGAAGUCAUCCCAGAGGAGUCAUCGACUCAAUGAAUGUGAAGUGCGCCUACAACACGAAAUUCUACUAGGAGCCAAGCUUUUGUUGUUUAAGAUUUACUGUACCAGCCUGUGCCAUGAGAGAGUUGUUUGCUGCCAUUUCACUUGCUUAUGCUCUAAUCAAUAUCACGGUUUUCAGAGAUCUAUGUAACCCUAAUAAGUGCUAAUAGUCUUUGGUGCUACUUACUGCUUCUCGGGUAUAGGUUUGUGUCAAAAUACAUUGAGCCAAUAAAUUGACAAAGUGAUUUUAAGAGUGACUUAACUUGAUUUUUCUAUAAACAUCCAAAGAAAUAAAUCUUCCGCUCAUCAUUGUUAUACAUAUAAAUUGCUUGUAGCUUUUUAUUAAAUUGAUUUUCGAAAAUUGA
Molecule: messenger RNA, 764 nt
Organism: Carcharodon carcharias (great white shark)
Lineage: Eukaryota; Metazoa; Chordata; Chondrichthyes; Lamniformes; Lamnidae
Product: interleukin-8
Exons: 4
Coding region: 70-396 (108 amino acids)
Biological process (GO): antimicrobial humoral immune response mediated by antimicrobial peptide; inflammatory response; chemokine-mediated signaling pathway
Cellular component (GO): extracellular region
Molecular function (GO): chemokine activity; CXCR chemokine receptor binding
Source: RefSeq, a predicted model, not a curated record